AUGGAUGGUGACAGUGAGUUGCAAUCCCCAAUUCCUCAGAACUACAAAGGAGCAGUCAAUUCCCAACACUCCCGGCAGCAUUCUGAUGCGUCCUCCUCCUUGCCAAAAGAUGACAAAGCUUCUUCUGAAGGGUUCAGCCUGAAGGAAGUAGAUUUACGUAUUGAAAGGCUGGCUGGCGGCGGCGGUGUUGAACAUAAUCGAACAGUUAUUCGCCGGAGACCCCAUGAAGUCAACGCCAUGUCGAAUAAACAAAGAUGGGAACUAAAGAGGAAACGCUGGUUGAAGCGACUACAAUUUUGGAACCCCACAGAUGGUACCGAAGGCUUCUCAGAGGAAGGACAUGAUAUUCCACAAUAUCGUUUGGAAGGAACUCGAAAGGGCAAGCGAUUUCGCAAAUCUUUGUUGUCGCUGAUGUGUGGUAGUAAUUCUUCUAGCGGGGGCAUUGGUAUUAGUCACAAUCAACGUCUCGCCAGUACAUUGCACUGGAUGUUCCGAGUAAACUUCCUAUUUUUGUUCACAGUAAUGAGCUUGGCUUUUUUCGGAUUAUGCUUGUUGUUUUCCGCCUUAAUCAUUUCGGCGGGAAAAUUGGAUGCCGAUUGCAUAAAGAUCGGGGGGAUAUCAUUCGGGAACACUACAGCUUCGUUCUUUGCGGAUGCCUUUGCGUUGAGUUGGACCACCUUAUCUACAGUUGGCUACGGGAGUACCUAUCCUGCUUUAGGGCACGAAAAUACAAAUGCUACCAAUUGCCUGUACAUUACUACCAUAUGCUCCCUUGAGUCAUUUAUUGGCGUCCUAUAUUCGGGAUUUUGUGGAGCCAUUCUUUUCGGAAAGGUCUUGCGAAUUCAGUCUCAUGCCCAAGUGGAAUUCUCGGAUCCAAUCGUCAUCCGAUAUGGAAAUGGAAUCGAGGUAACACACCAUGACGACGAAGAUGACGAAACCGACGAAGCUUUCAAGAUCCCAUGCCCGGUUUUGGAAUUCCGCGUAGUCAACAAGCUCUUUGCUGAAGAUGGAGGAGAAAUUAUGGACGGAACACUGACAGUAGUGGCGAAUGUAGAUGCUAACGAUUUUGCAGACGAUGACCCAGGUUCAACGGAUCAUUCUGUUAGCGAAAGAUUGUCCCGUGCAGAUUCAUUCAAUAGUAAGGAAUCGCGAAAGACGGCACGAAGAAGAUCAACAUUUGCCAAUGCUGCAGGCUCCGCCAUUCCGACGGGAAUCAAAGAAAUUGGUAGUGGAAUAGGAACUGGAAUAAAAAAUGUUGGAAAAGGAGUUGGUACAGGGAUCGGUCAUGUAGGGAAAGGCAUUGGUAAUGUUGGAAAAGUUGCUGGAAAGGGUAUUGGUCAGGGAAUUGGUCACAUUGGAUACGGAAUCAAUCAAAUUGGAAAAAUCAGUGGCAUUGGCGAAUUAGUGGGAAGGCGAGAUUCCACCUUUGACGAACAGGAUCCAACUGCAAAGCUUGCGAACAAACGGAUGUUCUCCAAAAUGCUUAUUGAACCAGGUGAUCACCCAUUUUUUAAACGAGUUUGGAUAGGAAGACAUGUACUCGACGACACAUCACCAAUUGUAAAACCAAAGGUGAAACGACAAAUCAGGCGAAACAAGGGAUACUGGCCUGUUCGCCUAAAUAAUCAUGAGGGAGUUCGGGAUAGUCUUCAGUUCAAUCAAAUCCUUGUGUCGCUAAACGGAGUGGCAAAUGUCAGUGCUUCUGAUGUUUACGCACAAAAGAUUUACGAUUUUGUGGACAUCAACAUCGGCUACCAAUUUGUCAACAUUUUAUACAAGGACAAAGAUAAAACUUUGAAGCUUGACAUUGACCUUCUCAACGAUGUUCGGGAACAAAAUGGAGGCGGUGGAGAACCCCUCCUUCUGGGAAUCGAAUAA
Molecule: messenger RNA, 1878 nt
Organism: Cylindrotheca closterium
Lineage: Eukaryota; Bacillariophyta; Bacillariophyceae; Bacillariales; Bacillariaceae
Source: the annotation of a GenBank genome assembly